Molecule: messenger RNA, 888 nt
Organism: Hydra vulgaris (swiftwater hydra)
Lineage: Eukaryota; Metazoa; Cnidaria; Hydrozoa; Anthoathecata; Hydridae
Product: short coiled-coil protein B
Cellular component (GO): trans-Golgi network
Source: RefSeq, a predicted model, not a curated record
UUCUUAAAAAAAAGAAAAAAAGAAAAGAAAUAAAAUGGAAAGCAUUUCACUGUCAUCUGAUGAUGAAAAUACUAAAAAAUUCACUAAUACUCAUAGAAAUCAAAAACCUAUUCAAGCUUCGAGUUCAUUAGACUCGGAUGACUUAGAAGAAAAGUCUAGAUUAAUUCAACAAGUAUUUCAAUUGCAAAAUACACUUGAUGAUCUUUCACAACGAGUUGAUGCAGUGAAAGAUGAGAAUACAAAACUGAAAUCAGAAAAUCAAAUUCUAGGUCAAUAUAUUGAGAAUCUGAUGGCUGCUUCAAAUGUGUUUCAAGGAAGUAAAGUAAAAAGCAAACCAGAAAAGCAAGUAACAAAAAAAUGAAAUGGUUUAUAUAGAUUAAGCAACAUAUUAGUUUGUUUAAAGGUUACUUAAGUUAAGAGCAAUCAAAGUUAUUUUUUUAAAGUUAACUUUUUAAAUAUAUACCUUGUGUACAUAUGCAGAGUAAACUGAGUUGGAGAAAUGCGUAGUUAAAAUAAUUUUACGGAUUUUUUUUCAAAUAAUAAAAUAUAAAAAUGUUUAAUGAAAGUAGCUUGUUUUUAUUACUUUAAAUUUACUUAAAGAGUUUAAACUGGAGUUUGUUAUCUGACUAAACAUCUUUUGAUAUAUUCUAUAAAAUAACAAAUUGACUUAAUAAAAAUGCAUGGCAGCAAUUUAAAUCUUUUAUUUUUUUAAACUAAUUUUUUUUUACUAUAAAUCUAUUUUGACUAAAUAAUUAUAGUUUUUUUUAAAUUAUUUUUUUCACAGUAUUUAUGAUGUUUAUAAUAUUUUAAUAAGUUAUUAAGGAGAAAGACAUCUUGUAUCUUGACUGCUGCUAAAUAUUUAUUCUUAAUACAUUUUAAAUUUUAAAA